Hippocampus comes (tiger tail seahorse) is the source of this 2493-nucleotide messenger RNA. It is a transcript of the gene rps6kb1b, whose product is annotated as ribosomal protein S6 kinase b, polypeptide 1b. The record is from RefSeq and is a predicted model, not a curated record. NCBI's taxonomy places the organism in Eukaryota, Metazoa, Chordata, Actinopteri, Syngnathiformes, Syngnathidae. Gene Ontology annotation, biological process: protein phosphorylation; signal transduction. Gene Ontology annotation, molecular function: protein serine/threonine kinase activity; ATP binding. The transcript is spliced from 15 exons. Bases 109 to 1623 code for a protein of 504 amino acids.
CGCAUGCUCAGCGUAGUAGCCGGUCAUGGCGGCCGUCUGUGUUUGUACAUGAGGUAGGGGACGUAAUUCUUGCGGUCUGUGACAGAGCGAACCGAACGAAUCGCUGCCAUGGCCGGAGUGUUUGACAUUGAUUUGGACCAGCCGGAGCAAAAUGUCUCCGAUGAUGAGACUGACGAGGCACAAAUCAAUGACAUCAUGGACCAGUGCAGUGGAUUUGACUUCAACAUGGAAGGUUGUGAGAAGAUAGAGAUAUCGGAAGACAACGUCAAUCAGGGGACAGAAAAUAUUAGACCAGAGUGUUUUGAACUGCUAAGAGUUCUGGGAAAAGGCGGUUAUGGAAAGGUUUUUCAAGUUCGAAAAGUUGUGGGAGCUGCUUCGGGCAAAAUAUUUGCCAUGAAAGUCUUAAAAAAGGCAAUGAUUGUACGCAAUGCCAAGGACACAGCCCACACUAAGGCGGAAAGGAACAUCCUGGAGGAGGUGAAGCAUCCUUUCAUUGUCGAUCUCAUCUACGCCUUUCAGACAGGCGGGAAGCUGUACCUCAUCCUGGAGUACCUGAGCGGAGGAGAACUGUUCAUGCAGCUGGAAAGAGAGGGCAUUUUCAUGGAAGACACAGCCUGUUUUUACCUAGCUGAGAUCUCCAUGGCUCUGGGACACCUGCAUCAGAAGGGCAUCAUCUACAGAGACCUAAAGCCUGAGAACAUCAUGCUAAACAAUCAAGGCCAUGUCAAGUUAACAGAUUUUGGAUUGUGCAAAGAGUCGAUUCACGACGGGACAGUGACCCACACUUUCUGUGGUACCAUUGAAUACAUGGCCCCAGAGAUAUUAAUGCGCAGUGGACAUAACAGAGCUGUCGACUGGUGGAGUCUCGGUGCUCUGAUGUACGACAUGCUCACUGGGGCGCCGCCAUUCACUGGCGAAAACCGCAAAAAGACCAUUGACAAAAUCUUGAAGUGCAAGCUCAGCCUUCCACCCUACCUCACGCAGGAAGCCAGAGACCUCCUGAAACGGUUGCUUAAGAGAACCGCCUCGUCGCGGUUGGGAGCGGGUGCUGGCGAUGCCACGGAGGUGCAGGCACACCCCUUCUUCCGACACAUCAAUUGGGAAGAUUUGUUGGCUCGUAAAGUGGAGCCUCCCUUCAAACCUUUCUUGCAAUCAGCUGAAGACGUGAGUCAGUUUGACUCUAAAUUCACCAGUCAAACGCCAGUCGACAGCCCUGAUGACUCGACGCUUAGUGAGAGUGCCAAUCAAGCUUUCCUGGGGUUCACGUAUGUUGCUCCUUCGGUCCUGGAAAAUAUCAAAGAGAAGUUCUCCUUUGAGCCCAAAAUCCGUUCACCUCGACGAUUCAUCGGCAGCCCAAGAACGCCUCUCAGCCCAGUCAAGUUUUCAGGAGGGGACUGGCCGCGGAGCUCACUCCUCCCGAGCGGAGAUCCGACUCUGCUCCAGUCUCCUCAGGACCAGGCCAUGGAAGUCUCCACUCCAGAGCAGAUGGAUGUGACCACCAACUCGGAAGCCUCCGCGCCUCUUCCAAUUCGUCAGCCUACCGGGGUCAACCUGGCUCUGAUGAAGCAACAAGCGUACCCCGUGGCAGCAAAAAGGCCCGAGCAUUUACGUAUGAACCUAUGACCCAGCUCGCCUGCUUGAGUUUAUUUCUUGACUUUUUUUUUUUCUUUUUCGUAUUUUUAAGAAGCAAAGCAAAAAGGUAUGGAUGCUAGAGACAAUGUCAAUCAAAUCUUGCCCAACACACGCUGCAUGUGCUGUCACAGCCUGGCGGUGGAACGCUGGUCCAGGAUGCCAGCAUGCCUCGGUUCAUUUAUCAGUGUUACCGUCUUGCAUUGUCGUUGCAACGGUUCUCCACAGACGCUUCUGGUUUCUCCACAUUUGACCCUCUCCCACCACAUCUUCCCAAGUUGGAGCUCAGAAGAACCAGAGACAUUUCAGAGGACCUGCAGCAAGAGAUUUUUUAGCAGAAAGGGUGAUCUGCUGUUCAAGAAGCCAUCCAACUGCUUUGUGCUGAAUUAGCGAAUGCCAUUGAAGAAGGUGCUCAUGCUGCUGGGAGACGGCACACAGAUUCAAAAAAAAAAAAAAGAUGCAAUUGGGUCUAAAGUUCAAAAUGUAUUGGUGGCUUUAGCUUUCAUCGAAUGUUGUGCUAUGCAUUAAUUAUGAAUAAGAAAGCCUAAGUUAAACAUAUCAGUUAUGUUUGGAAAAAGUGGACUUUUUACAUUUUGGGGACAUUAUGGGUUAAAUGUGUUCAAAAGGCCCAAACUGAAUUAAUCUGCUCCCCAUUUGGGGUAUAGAAUUGGAUUAUUAUCAUUGGACUAAAAUUAUGAAGAAAUGCCAUCCCUUUCCCGUUGCCAACAGGUGAUCUCGACGCUGUUUGCAGUUUGAAUGUUCUCAAAAAAGUUUGGGCUGCAUUAUUCGCUACCUCCAUCAAGCCCUGUUGUUUGCGAGGACAUUUGAACAUUUCUGGUGAAGCAAGGGGAAUUAUAAUAAAAC